GUGAACGAGGAGGGAUCAGAGGCUGCGGCCGCCACAGCAGGCAUCAUGAUGAUGCGAAUGGCUCCGAUGCCGCGGAUGGGACCGAUCAGGUUCAUCGCAGAUCAUCCGUUUGUUUAUGCCAUUGUAAAACAUCAAACAGUUCUCUUCAUUGGAUCUUAUUACUGA
Anisakis simplex (herring worm) is the source of this 165-nucleotide messenger RNA. Lineage: Eukaryota; Metazoa; Nematoda; Chromadorea; Rhabditida; Anisakidae. The record is from the annotation of a GenBank genome assembly.